Messenger RNA from Pecten maximus, 2969 nucleotides. RefSeq lists its product as uncharacterized. The transcript is spliced from 16 exons. The record is from RefSeq and is a predicted model, not a curated record. Lineage: Eukaryota; Metazoa; Mollusca; Bivalvia; Pectinida; Pectinidae. Bases 175 to 2463 code for a protein of 762 amino acids.
AUAGACUUGUUAUGGAGAAAACUCUGACAUCUUGACGUCUGUAAGCGAAUGCACCGUGAAAACAAGGGCGAUAACUGGAGUGUUUCUAUGACGUCAUAAAACAUGUUGCGAAGUAAUAAUGGCGCCUUGAUAGGAGAAAAAGGAAAACAAAUAAGAAUUUAGAAAUGUAAUACCAUGACAAGUUUUCGAGCAACACCUAUCAGCAAUGACAUCACCAAAAUUGUCAGGAAUCAUUAUAAGCCACAACCAGCCAAGCCAUACAAGUUUACAAAAGUAUGGAACAGAACAGGUACAAAUAUGCUGGAGGAGCGUCCAAAGUCAUUAUGGGAACGCCAUUACCUCCGUCGCCAAAGCAACCUGCAUAAGGGAUUUCACAGCAUCCCUUGGGAGCCAUAUCAUGACGUUGGAGGAGAUGUUGUUCUUGACCCCUAUAACCUUGUACUGAAGACCCUUAGCAAUUGCCUUGAUGAUCAGGUUUGGUCUGCACCUCAUAAGCAGUUUUACGAUGACAAACCCAAGGACUGGAAGAAGAUUAAAGUGUUACCAGCCAUCAAAAUUGAGGAAAAGACCGAUCGUCCUGCAACUGCAGAAGAAGCAAAGCAGGAACAGUUGGAACCAAUUCCAACCUUAAAUGGUUAUCGCAAGAUUAAAGAGAAAUUGGCUGAGAAUGCCAAGGUCAUACGCAGUGUAAGAGGUGGUCAGUAUUCGUAUGAUGAAUACGUCCGACAACAGCAGGAGCUACAACAGAAAGGUGAUGAAGACACACAACAGGACAAUGGUAUGGUGCUCAUGUCUAUCAAGGACUUGCAAAUGGGUCUGGUGCACAUGGCUGAAUCGGACUCGGAAUCUGAAUUGGAUGAUGAUGAUGACACCAUGUCAGUGGAACAGGAGCAGAUGGCAUCAAGUGUAAUGCGUAGGAUGACACGGAUACGAAAGUCUUUAGCUUUGCCUUCUGAAAAGGAUAUUGAAAGUUUGGGGAAAGGAUCCAAUCUGAAUCCUAUCUAUGAAGGUGACUCCACAGACGAAUUGGAGGAAAGCACUAGUCUGAAUCCACUUAUUAAAAUAUCAAGUGGUAUAACUGAAAAGAAGGAGAGAAUUCGUCGGGACCAUCUACAAUACCUGGAAAGUCUGUACACUGUUAUCGUGUCAAUCCACAACAUGAAAGGUCGCGACCUCAAAUCCAAGACUCCGCUCUCUUUGGAUGCGGUGAAGGCUCUCAAGAAGUACUAUAACCCUGCCCACCUCCCACCAGUCCACACCGGAGACCGAGAAAGUAAACUCAACUACCUGGCUAUACACCGAUUCCAUUCAAAGAUACAGAAGUGUUCUGAGACAACCGUAGACUCCAGUACAGACGGAGGUCGGAAGUUUCCUGAUAUUGGUACUCCAGCAGGUCGAAAGGUCAUGAUACAGGAACCUCCAUCUUCGACUACCUCCAACUCUACACAUUCAUCAAAGCUGUUUACAGGCAGGAGGAAGUCUAUCCGUGCUCCGAUGGAGGCCAUAUUGUCUGCUAUACAGGAAAAGAAGAGGGUCAUUAUUGAGACCUGGGAGGAUUUAAUCAACCUUCCAACAGUACAACACAAGUCAACACCAAUGAUGGGAAUCCACGCUCAUCUCAUCCUCAAGGCCAUGCAAUGGAAGAAGUCAGGAACCGGAAGUGUCCAAUCAGGUGGCUCCAAUGCCUCACCAAGUUCUCCUGCUAGUACUUCUACACCCCACCGUGAUGAACCGCCCUCGACAUAUGCUGCAGAGAAAAAGGAAAUACCUCAGGCCAAAAAAUUACCGAUUUGGCAGCAAGUGGCUAGUGAGAAAUACCCCAAAACAUCCCCUAAAAAAAACUGCACUAAUACCAAAGAUGUCGGGGACUUGGCCUAUAAUAACCGGAAAAAACUUCUUAAAAUCCGAUCAACUGUUCAGCAAGAGCUAGAAGCCUCACUGCAGAAAAUUGAGAGAGAAAAAAUGGUGUCAUUCAAGAUGAAAUACCAGGUGUUUGACGAUCUUAGCCCACUUUUCCAAGAGCACAUCAUCAACAUGAGGCGAGGCAAAACAAAUAUGGCACGCAACGUUGAUGUUCACCAUGUACCUCCUUCUAAAUGGUAUGAUGAAUUGAGGGAGAAAACAUACAACCUUACCGGUCAAAGUGACCCAGAAAUCAACAAUGUCCUCAACCAACUCAGCCAGUUUUCUACCAUGGAUACCAAAACUAUUCCCCACGCUAAGGCAAAGCUAUGUCUACUGGUGAUGUCCCUGCCAGCCUACUCAAUCCUUAAAAUCUGUAUGCAGAAGGCCAUUAAGUAUAUUUUGGAGACCAUUCUGUUGGGGGAACUGAGCAUGUUCAUUGACUGGUUGGGCCACAGAAAGAUACCAUUGGUACUGGAUCUCAGCUUGGAAUCAACACCAGAGAGAGUUGAGGAAGAAGAUGAGGAAAACACAGAAACGGAAACUGAGAAAGUGCAAUAACUUCCAAUAUCUCCUCAAUUUACAUUUAUUUUGAUAAUUAAUGCUAGUAUUAUGUAUUUUUCAGCAUUUGUAUUAUCUACCUCAAUUUAGCUGGAAACUUGAAUUUCUACAUUCAGAUUAUUUAUCAGAGAAAAUAUAUAUUAUUACCUUGAUUGUUAUAUAGUUUCAUAAUAUUUCCGGAUUUUUACAUGGAAAUCUGUUUUUAUGCGGAGAUGCUUGUUUUAACACACUCGGUCAGACUGCAAGCUUGUACGAGUCAAUAAGAACAGCAACACAUUCGUUGAUUGAAAUUAUCUCCUGUAUUGAAUUUUACUUGCCUUUUAUCAAAACUACAUGCGAUAUGUUUUUUUUUUUUUUUUAUAAGACUAGUAUACAUGAAUCUGCCAAUUUUCCAAAGCUUAUUUUACGGUAUAAUUUAUAGUGUCCAGAAAUUGGCACGAUAAUUCAUUCAAUGUGCAAUAUAUUUUAUGAAUGAAUAUUACACAAAUUAAAAAUUUGUUUUGUAU